This is a messenger RNA of Neocloeon triangulifer, 2322 nucleotides long. RefSeq names its product protein Wnt-6-like. The transcript has 6 exons. The record is from RefSeq and is a predicted model, not a curated record. Gene Ontology annotation, biological process: neuron differentiation; cell fate commitment; canonical Wnt signaling pathway. Gene Ontology annotation, cellular component: extracellular region. Gene Ontology annotation, molecular function: frizzled binding; cytokine activity. NCBI's taxonomy places the organism in Eukaryota, Metazoa, Arthropoda, Insecta, Ephemeroptera, Baetidae. Bases 202 to 1368 code for a protein of 388 amino acids.
GCGAGGGGAAGGCGCUCGCGGAGCGGUUGCUCGGUGCUGGCGGUCGGCGGCGCGAACGCUCUCUCGUCCGCGCUCAAAGCGCAAUUCACGGAAAAAUACAGGGGGACCGGUCGGCCCCGAUGAGUCCUGCUGACUGGACGGCGCCCCCGCAACACUCGCCGACGACGCUGCUGUGCAUGGCCUGUUGUCAGUGAGCGAGCCAUGGACCUCAGGUCCCUCGUCAUCUGCAUCAUCCUCGUCUCGCCCGUCACCGGACUCUGGUGGGCCGUGAGCAACCAAGUUUUGGCCGACCCGCACGUAAUCUGCCGCCGGACAAAGCGGCUGCGACCACGACUGGCUGACACGUGCCGCAAAGAGCCUGGCCUGGUGAAGGAGUUGGCGAAAGGGGCUCAGCUGGGAACCAAGGAGUGUCAGUUCCAGUUCCGCAACCGCCGUUGGAAUUGCACCACCGCCAAACGGAGCCUCAGAAUGGUCUUGAUGAGUGAUACAAGAGAGAGUGGCUUUGUGAACGCCAUCACCGCGGCAGGUGUGACUUAUUCGGUGACCAGGGCGUGCACCACCGGUUCCUUGUUGGACUGUGGCUGUGAAAAGAAAUCAAAAAAUCGUGCGAGUAACACUAUAAGCGCGGAGCACGCGACUGCCCUGGCGGCGGCCGCCACCCCCAAGCAGCAGCACCGCCUCCACCAGCCCAAGGGCAAGGGCCUGAAGCGGAACAAGCAGCGCAAACUGGCCGCUCUGGAUCAGCCAGAGAACUCGGCCAACUCGGACUGGGAGUGGGGAGGCUGCGGCGACAACAUCAACUACGGUGUCCGCAAGUCCAGGGAGUGGAUGGACGCGCCCUUCCGCAAACGCAGCGACAUCAAAACGUUGGUGAUGCUGCACAACAACGACGCUGGGAGACUGGCGGUGAAAAACCACAUGAGGCUGGAAUGCAAGUGCCACGGUCUGUCAGGUUCCUGCACCCUGAAAACCUGCUGGAGCAAGAUGCCAGCUUUCAGGGAUAUCGGCAACAGGCUGAAGGACCACUUCGACGGGGCCAUCAAAGUGCUGCCAUCUAACGACGGAAGGAGCUUCAUGGCGGCCGGCGACCCUUCCAUUAAGCCACAUGGGAGGGAGGACAUUGUCUAUUCGGAGGACUCGCCGGACUUCUGCACUUUCAACAACCGCACCGGCUCGCUGGGAACGCAAGGCCGGGUGUGCAAUGGCAGCAGUGCGGGGGUCGGCGGUUGCGACCUGCUGUGCUGCGGCAGAGGUCACGACUCCAGGUACAUCAAGGACGUGUUCACCUGCCGGUGCCGCUUCAAGUGGUGCUGCAAUGUGACCUGCGAAACUUGUCAGGAACGGCGGCCCCUUUACACGUGUCGAUAGGCUUAUCUUUGAUCUUGUCGAGCCACCGAGAGAAAAUACGUAAAAAUUGAAUUAAAAAUAUAAACCGACGAGAGUGAGCGGCGAGUUGGGAUCUGUGCGCGAAUGGCGAGUCACUAGAAUUUAGGAAUUUGCAUAAGGAGUAUAGAUAAAUCGCUUUUGUGCAUGACACUAUCAAACAGACAAAAGUGCCUAUAACACCUUCCGCUUGCUGUUUGUAGAAAUUAAAUCUGUCGACGUAAUUUUUUAUGAUUAUAUACCUAUAUUUAUGUGAUCAUUCGAUAAUUAGCAAAUCUGAGAGCAAUUUAUUUUCAAAAAGUGGGAUCGUUCCUGUGCCCUUUGAUUGAACUGAAAUAAUCUUAAUAACUUUAUAAGGUUUAGUAUAGAAUGGAUUUGUGAAUUAUUGUGAUUGUUGGGAAGAGCGGAUGCACCGCGGCGGCCGUGCGUUUCUUUGAUGUCGGUCAUUUUAGCAAACAUCUGCUAGUAAUUGUGACACACUUUCUUCUCUCUUUAAAAUUUUUGUAUGGACUGAGAGGAAUUAAAUAAUAAAGAUUUAAAAACAUUGGAGACAAAUAUGAGCUUGAAAUAAAAAACAGUUCUACCUGUUUUGGUCUGCAACCCUCUCCCAAUCACUCAUUUUUUUUUUUUAAUUUUUAUUGAGCUGGACUUUAUUUACUUGGCGACCUGCAAUGUUCUAACACUUUCAUUCUGGAUUUGUUAAAAAAAAUGGUUCAACAAUUUUUGCAAGUUUUCGUAUUAUUUUUCUUACUCAUCACAGUGACCAAAACUGGUAGAAUUGUUACAAAAAUGGACAAGUAAAAAGCGAGCUUUUUACUCCAAUAACGUGUCUACAAGUGCAACUCCUUCUCUCAAAUUAAGAAUAUUUUAUGUCUCAACGUUUGUGCUGUUUAUAACAAUAAAGGGCCAUAUUUUAUGCUAAAAUUUUUUCUUUUUAGA